Spodoptera exigua (beet armyworm) is the source of this 458-nucleotide messenger RNA. NCBI's taxonomy places the organism in Eukaryota, Metazoa, Arthropoda, Insecta, Lepidoptera, Noctuidae. The record is from the annotation of a GenBank genome assembly.
AUGGUAAAUAUUUAUGGUGCCGAGGAAGGUAGCUUGCCAGAUAAACGAGUACAAGUAGCGACAACUGAAACUGCAGUGAUUGUGGGCGAUGAUCAUGUAGAAUCUACACCAAUUCGUGAAGAUAUAUGGAAUACUCCAGGGACGAGUAGUCAUCCCACCGUCGCACCUACAGCAGCUCCAAUGCCAUCUUAUUCGAACCCACCCAAAAAAAAGAAGAAAGCAGAAGACUCACUUGUUACGAUAUUUAAAGAGUAUGAGAGUAAUGCUAGGCAGUAUGAAAGAGAGCGUGAUCGAAUUGCAGAAGAGUUGGAAAGAGAGAGGAUUAGACAGCGCGAUGUAGAGCUUCAGUUACAAGCUCAAUGGCUGGACUUUAUGAAAGAGGCGUUAAAGGUAUUAGUUGCAUAUUUGGAGAAAUAAAUUUUUAGUCCUGCAGAGGCAAGCUUCGGCACGAAUGGGUC